AUGCCGACUGCCUCGAGCGGCUUUUCGGGCUGAUCCGGUGCUAUUAACUCUUUCAAUGCUGAAUCACUCAAACACAGAAUUACCCUUUUACCCCGUUUUUCUCAGUUUAGAUGGCGGGGAGACGCACGGUGGGUGGUCAUGGUGAUGGAGGGAGAGACGACGCUUUUGUUAAAUGUGGUGCUACUACUCAGUUUGACGGUGAGACUGGCACACUGAGGGGAAAACAAGGCUAAGAGAUGUCAAAGCAUUUUAUUUAGAAUGCUAGAAUCCCUAUAGUGCAGGAAAAGGCCAUUCGGCCCAUCGAAUCUGCACCAACCCUCAGACGAGCACCACACCCAGACCCACCCCUACCCCAUGCUAUUAGAGAAACAGAAGGUUUACCAAGGAGUGAGGGUCAAGAUUACUGUUAAAGAGCUUUUGCAGCAAAGGAGAGCUCUUCAAGCAGCAGCAACCACCAACACCACAACGCUUACCGCAGGCAACAAUCCUCAGUUCGCGGAGCCAGUCUCCUCCUCGUAUCCAGCUCCUCACAACGUCAGCCCACUGCCCAAUCAAUGUGAAUCCAACUUCUUUGAGUGCGACCAGUUUCCGGAGAAUAUGCCAUAUGACCAGAACCCGAUCUUUUAUGAAAACACAGAGAUGUAUGAAAGGUGCCUUUCUGAUCUCUUUACCGAAAACUCAUUCACCUCGCAAACCCCUGUCUCACACUGCUCUCCAGUCAGGUACCAGGCACCUGCCCACUGUAGCCAUUCAGCUGUGAACUCAGGACCAUUGGCUUACUCUUCAGUGGAUUUUGGGUAUUCUACCCAAUGUGUCCCAUCAUCUCCAGAAGACUUCAGUCCAUCUUCACACUUGGAUGCUAAGUCCUUUUAUUCAACUCCUGAAGAAUACUUUCCUCACCAGCACUACAGUUGCACAUCAGCAAUUUGCUCCAUUUUCUCUUACAUGCCAGACAACACAGAAAUGGGCCCAAUAUCUGAAAAUGGUUCCUUUAUAAUGCCAGAAUAUAAUAACUAUUUACCUGGAAUCCUCACGGAAGAUAUCUGGAGAGGAAACAUCAAUGAAUACUUUGACUACUGACAUAAUAAUGAACAGUAGUAUUGGGAAAUCCUGUACUUCUUAAACUGUUCUGUAGAAUUUAACUGUAAAUACUUUUGGUUGAAUUUGAGCAAAAUUAGUGCCACUCAACAAUACUGUUAAACUGAAUGCAAAAGACUUUCAGAUCUAAAGUAGUAAUAUCACAGCCUUUUAAUCUUGUACUUCAGUUUCCUUUGUCAAUUUUUUUCUCUUUUUUCCUGAAUGCACUGAGCUGGCAGUGAGCACCAUGGGCCCUGUCCACUCUCAGCUACAUUGUCCAAGUGACUACUAUGAGGUACAAACAUAUGCAGUGAUAGUUGUUUAAUCACAGGUGUAUCACAAGUUGAUAACCACAUGUGCAUUUCUCAAAGUCACUUCAUAUUAUCCAGGUGAUUGUUUCUGUCUCUAAUUCAGGAGAACUAAGCCAAAAUGUUCCAGUUGAGAUUAAAAUGGCCUUAGAUAAAAUCUGGGAUCUUCCUUUUCUGUACACCUUAGCAUCACACUGAGUCAUAUACACUAGGCUUAUCUCAGAAGGAUUAGUUGGAGAGUUUGUUUUAGUCAAUACCAAUUUGUCUUUCAUUGUUAUGGUCCAAUGGAUGUAUUCACUGAACUAUUGUGAAGCUUUUUUUUUAGUUAGAAUAUGUUGUUCAUUUGCUUAUGUUUGUAACAUUUUUCCCUACUUGUGUUUGAGAAUGACACUACACCCUUGCAAAAUAAACGUGAGGCCUGUGACACCAAAUUCUUCCCACGAUAUUCUAACAAAACAUACAACCAACAAUCUAUACCUAUGUGGUACAAGAUUAAUUUUUCCAUAUCUAUAUUUUGUUUUCAUAUGUUACAUUGUAAAUAUGGGCAGACAAAAAAAAUUGAAAUUCCAUUGUUCAUUCACAUAAAAUAACCUGCACUUCCCUCAAUGCAGUAUGCAAGCAUCUCUUACAUAAAUCCAAGGUUUUUACACUUCACAGACCACAGAACUUUCUGAUGUCAGCCCUAUAUUUGCACUUUUGCCCAUUUGAACCUGUGUCUCCUUGGCUUAUUAUUAUUUACCUUGACCAGUAUUGACUAGACUAAAAUAUGGUGAUAUGACAACACUGUUUUAGCCACAAACACUAAUAGUUUAUAGUAUUAGCAAUUUUAUACGCUGUGUAACUAAGUAUACCUGAUAUGUGUAUUAUCUUAACAAACAUUAUUGUGAAAUAUUGCAGUCUUCCCCUUCCAACAAAGUUUGGAAAUUUUACAAAAAUUUAACAGACAUAACAUACCUUUAUGAAGCUCCUGGGUUUUUAGCCAGCAGUUCUGAGUGGUACCUUGAUUUCCUCAGAGUGGCAGUGACCAGUAUUGAUUUGACUGAUGAGACCUGACCCUGCUUUCCAUCAAGAGCACUGUUAUAUGCUCAUGCUGUGUGCUGUUACUAGUGCUUGUUGGGGAUGACUAUUGAUAGAUUUACUUUUUUCUGCUGGCCCAAAGCUGUUUUAUUGAUUGGUCAAGAUGACCAUGACAACAGCUCUCCUCUCGACUCCAUAUUCACACAUUAUACAUCAUUUUACCUAACAAUAUAGAGCGAUGGAGUAAAGAGCACAAGGUGGCCAAAAAAAUUUGUCCACCCUGCACUUUUUACCAAAGAAUGCACAAAAAGGUUAACACAUAGUUGUUGAAUUAUCUAUUAUACAUAUAUUAGUUACCAACCAAAAUGCAAUUAGCCACAUAUAAAUUUUCAAUUAACUACACUAAUUAAUUUAGUGAUUAAUAAAUUAUAAAUCAUAAGAACUGAAGUAGGCUAUUCAGCCCACUGAGUUUGCAUUAUCAGUCAAUGAUAUUAUGGCUCAUCUACUAAGCCUUAACUCCAUUCAGACUCUGAACUACCUGUUGCCUCCAGCCUGUUCCCUGGCCAACAUCUCUGUCUCUGGCUUGCUGCAGUUUCCAGCGAAGCUCAACCCAAGCUGGAAGGACAACGCUUUAUUCCCUGCUUAGGGACCCUGCAGCCCUCUGGACUCAAUAUUGAGUUCAAUAAUUUUAGGGCCUAAACUGUCCCAUAUCCCAGCCCCCUACCCCACACACCAGGCCUUGUUAUCACAUACCCUGUCAUUACACACAACCUGUUGUUGGUCACUAACUGUCCCCAUUAACAACUAUUCACCCUCCCAGCCUGAUCGUUAGCGACUCUUUGUCCAACUGUUCUCCUCUCACUUUAGGUUCUAUCCUAUCAUUUACACCCUACCCCACCUCCCCUCCCCAUUUUCUGCAAUUAAAUUGAUGCUUUCCCGGCCACAUUCAGUCCUGAGGAAGGGUCACCGGACCCAAAAAGUUAACUCUGAUUUUUCCUUCACAGAUGCUGCCAGAUCUGCUGAGUAUUUCCAGCAACUUUGUCUUUGUUUCCCAUGACUACCUUUCUUCCCAUAACUCUUGGCUCCCUCACUGAUUAAAACUCUGCCUCAGCCUUGAAUAUACUUAAAGACCCAACCUCUACAGCCCUUUGCAGUAAAGAAUUCCAGAAAUUCACACGCUCUGAGACAAAGAACCUCAUCUCUUUUAAUAAAAGGGUAACCCUUUAUUCUGAGAUUAUGCCCUCCAGUCCCAGACUUCUCAGCAAGAGGUAACAGUUUUUCUGCACCUAUCUUGUCAAGUCUCCUAAGAACCUUUUAUGUAUCAAUAAGAUUGUCUCCCAUUCUUCCAAAGUCUAAAAUGUGCAAGCCCGUCUUACUAAAUCUCCCCUCAUUAGGCAGAUCUACUGCACCAGAAUUAGCCUGUCAAUCUUCUCUGCACUGCCUUGAAUGCCAGUAUAUCCUUUCUUACAAAAGUGUCCCAAAAUUGUUCACCGUAGAUUGAAUUGCAUUGUCUAAGAGUAUUGUUCUAGAUUUAGUAUUCACUGCUGUCUCCUACCUUAUACCUCCUAUGUUAUGUUCUGAGGAAGGGUCAACGGACCCGAAAUGUUAACUCUUUUUUCUCCUUCACAGAUGCUGCCAGACCUGCUGAGCUUUUCCAGCAACUUUGUUUAUGUUCCUACCUUAUACAGUUUUGUAGGCCUCCCUAUCAUUCUUCUUGUUUUAAGAUAUAAGAGUCCAAAGUAUGCAAAUUUUCCACAUGCACUUGUAUCCCCAACAAUAUACUUAAGUGCAAAUUAACAAAUCAGUGAGGACACACACUGCCCAUGCAUCAAGUAAAAUCCUGGAACUCACUUUGCUUUGGAAAGGGCUGUUAAGAAGAAGAGAAAUACAUGCAUACACACAAACAUACACACACUUUUGUUUGUGCUUGAAUAAUUAACCUAAUUUGCUUUGUUAAGGGGAUAACAAUCUAACAUUGUUUCAAGCAAUUUGUACAAUCCUUGUUAAAAUUCAAGCUGAACGCCUAAGAUUGAUUAAAUUGGAAAUGUCAUUUUUCGAUGUUUUCAGGUAAUGCUUUUAUGCUUUUGAAUUAAUGAAUUGCUUUAGCUUACAAAUGGGCAAACAAACCCAAAACUCACAUUCUUGAAUGUUAAGGGAAUGGAUUUUAUUCAAAUCAUUCUUUAUUUAACAUUUUACCACGUGUCAGUCCUACUUUUUCUGCCUGCAUGGAGAGCACAGUUUUCUGAUUGUAUGCCUGCACUGUUUGGAUCUUUUUCUAUUUUGUUUGUUUAUGCUGUAGUGUCACUAUGGAGUAAAGUACUCAUGUUUAUGUAGGACCGGCAUACC
This is a messenger RNA of Stegostoma tigrinum, 4748 nucleotides long. It is a transcript of the gene pou2af3, whose product is annotated as lnc RNA pou2af1. Lineage: Eukaryota; Metazoa; Chordata; Chondrichthyes; Orectolobiformes; Stegostomatidae. The record is from RefSeq and is a predicted model, not a curated record. Gene Ontology annotation, molecular function: POU domain binding; DNA binding. Bases 355 to 1080 code for a protein of 241 amino acids. The transcript has 5 exons. Gene Ontology annotation, cellular component: cytoplasm.